GCGCCUGCUAUGCGCUCUAAUUGCGUGAGCGCGCUUUAAUUCUCUCAUAUACAGCGCUCACCAUGAAAUCGUAACUUUGCGAGCGCGCUCUCGCUCAAUUGUGUAUAACAGGCUCGUUAGCGCGCUCUGCUGCCGCCGUCGCUGUACGCUUUGGCUCGCCUGCCUGCUGCUAGCUGGACUGGUUUGCUACUAGCGAUACACACUCAAAUUCAGUCUCUAAAGGUCGCUCGCUCUAAUGAAAUCGUUGGGAAAUUACGUGCGGAUACCGGACGGAAUAAGCGCUUGUUGUAUAUAUUCGCCGUGCAAUAUCGUUAGCUCGUGUGCUGCUGCUGCACACACGACGAAGAAAAAAUAGAAAUUUUUCAUGAUUUUCGAGCAAAAGCAGUCGAUAUAUACGCGCGUGUGCUGAAGUGGAAGAAAAUAAGAAAUUCCAGCUAGAAAAUAUUUUGUUCAAACGAAGCAACGAAAAUUGUGCAAAGAAGCCGAAAAUAGAGUAGCAAAUUGGCAAUAAAAUAUAGUGUGCGCGUAUAAGAGUUUGUGUGGCAAAUCACUGAAAUCGAAUUUAGCUCUAACAAAAAAAAUCAAUGUGCAAACACUUGCAAACAUAGUGAGUGCGCUGCGGGAAAAUUGGAAAAUUCUGUGUUGUGAUUUUGAGAAAAAAUUUGUUAGCGAAUUCGGUAGCACAAAUCGUGGCUGUGAGGCUGUGCAAGCGGCAAGCAGCAGGCACGUCAGCGUUUACUGCCGGCAGCAGAACUCGCUAAAGGAUUUAAGAAAAUACUCACGCUCGCAACUACACGCACACACAUACACAUAAACGAGCGUGUGUGUGUAUGCAAACGAACGCGAAACUUUGUGAUUUAUCCCACCUACGCGCUGAGAUUUGCAGAUUUGUUUAUUUGUUUAUCAAAUCGUCUAAUGGGAGUGUUUAAGGCUCGCCGCUAAAAGCAAAGCGUUUUCUGCGCGCUGAAUGGCAAAUGUGUGAUUUUCGUUUACAGAGUAAUUAUUCAGAGCAAUGUAUCGAAUUUGAAACGAAUAUAAAAAUGCUAACAAAUUAAACUUGAUCUAACAUAAUACCAGUGAGUGAUUUCUAAACUACCAAGCUAUACGCCACCACACAAUCAACGAAGAAAAGCUAAAAUUUUUUAAAAUUUUCAAGUGCUUAAAAUCUGUGAAAUACAGUGUUCAAAUCAAAGUUAUAACAAAUAAAAUUAUCAGUUGAAGAAAAAACAGUGAAAAAGCAACAACGCAACAACGAAGUUAAGAAAAUAAAUUACCACAAUGUGCAAACAAGAAAAAUGUUAAAAGUCUGCGUUAUUGCGCAAGCAAAAAAAAUAACAACAAAACUUUACACCAAAAACUACAAACAAACCAAUUAAGUCAUACACCACACCACACACAUACACUGACCACCCACCAACUCGCAGCGCUUACACCGUUGAACGGAAGCAACGGUUUCUUCUGCUAUUUCUACUUCUUCGUCCCGCUGUUUACAUAAAAAGCCAUCAAAAUUAAGUUCUCAAAGCAAAAUCAUCACGCAUACCGUCACACCGAGAACAUCUACGACGGUGGCACCGACACUGACGACGACGAAUGCCCGUUGGAGUCCACCACGAUGAAUCCGUAUGAAUAUGAAACGACACUGGACUGUCGCGAUGUGGAUACACGCGCCGGCGGUGGUGGUGGCGGCGGCCUCGGUGGCGGUGGUCUAAACGGUGGUACAGCUGUUGGUGGUAUGAUGAGUUUGCGUCACAAUCCAACGUCGACACAUUCACAUCAAAAUACGUUGCAACAUCAGAAUCAACAGAAUUUACAAUUGCAACAACAACAGCAACAACAUCUGCAACAACAGCAAUCACCAUACGAUUACGAGUAUCAGCAUUUGCCACAUCGUGCUGGUGAAUUGGCUGCAGCAGCGGCAGCGAACAAUAGCGGUGCAGUGUCAACGGCACAGCGCAACACACACGGCAGACCAGGCUAUCUCCUUGAAGGAGUUACGCCAUCGGCACCACCGGAUGUCCCACCAAGGAAUCCAACAAUGAGUCGCAUGAAUAAUGGCCGUUUAGUCCCUGGUAACCCAAAUGAUUUGGGCGUUGAUUUCGAGCCAUCGUGUUUGGUGCGAACACCAUCGGGCAACGUCUACAUUCCGAGUGGAAAUUUAAAUAUCAACAAAGGUUCACCCAUCGAUUAUAAAAGCGGCUCGGCCUGCUCAACACCUACAAAAGACACACUCAAAGGUUACGAGCGCAGCACGAAUAAUUGCAUGGGACCCGUGCUUCCACCGCGCAGCGUUAUGAGCGGCCUGCCUGCGCACCACUAUUCGACACCGAUGAAUUUCCGCAAGGGUUUGGCGGCGCGCUGGCACCGCUGGCGGUGUGCGCUCAACAUAUGUUUGGCGGUAUUUGCGUUACUUGGCUUGAUUUCAAUAGUUCUAUAUGUAUCCGGUGUAUUACACUUAUCCAUGGACGAACCACGCACAAUUCUAGUCGGCAAUGAGGCAUCCGAAGUGACGGCCGCCAAAAGCACUAACACAGAUCUAACGAAAUUCGGACAACCCACCACGGUCACAGCAUCAACGGCAACCUCAUCACUCUCCUCGAUAUCGGCAUCACAAGCGGCAGCGGCGCAGGCGGCCAGCGGUAGCGCUGACUUAAUGGCUGGCGGCGGCGGCGGUGGCACCUUACCAUCAUCGACCGCCUACCAAUCACCAGCAUCUGCGUCAUCGGCGGUGGCUGCUAUAGGUACGACCGGAGCCGUUGCCUCGUCACCCUCAUCCUCAUCGCUGGCAAAUGCCAAUAAUGGAGACGUUAGACAUGUAGCGCUACGCCGCAUCUGGUUUUACUAUCCGCGCAGCUACGCAUACACGGCACAACAAAACAGCCAGCAACAAACAAAGGAUAGUUCAGCAACAGGGACACUACGCUUGUCAUACGGCACACAACGGUAUGAGCGACGGCGACAACAGCAACAGCAACAAAGCGGUAGUGAUGGCGUGGCGGUAGUGGCGUCGAGCGCUGACAAGCACUACCAGCAAAAUACUUACAAACAAAGGCAACAACAGCCGCACGUAAAAGUCCGAAUGCCAGUCAAUGCCACUUGGCAACAGCAUGGCGCGCGAAGGAAGCGUUAUCGUCGAAGUUUAAUGACAGACGAAACUUUUGAAAGCAUCGACUUAAUUACGCGAACGCAUACGAGGGAUGAUGACGAUGAAAUGAAGGCGCACGAGCGCGUUACAAACAACACGAAUAAUAGCAAACAUAAAUUGAAGAAUGGCAAUGGCGACAGCGUUGAUAAGGCAAAGGACAGCGGCGACGAUAGUGAACUGUUAACUGUUGGCAACAGCGCGAACGCUGACAGCUUUGUAGUUACACAAAAGACAAUAACAAAGGGUGUGGAGUUGCAGUUGACUAACAAAGAGGUGAUUGAGUUGGUGGCGCAAACAGCAGGUGUGCCAAAUAUGUUAGAUACAAAUGUGGUGAGAAAAUCAAGUGAGCUAGCGGAAGGCAACAGAGCAACGGUUGCUGAGCGUGAGCGCAAUAACCAACGAUUGCAAACCGAAACAAGCAAUCAAGCCAAACAGUCAACGGCAGCUAUAACGCGCUGUCUCUCGCCAGUAGCAGUAAGCGCGCCACAUAAAUGUCAAACGCUGCCGCUGACUAACAUACAAACUGCAAGUAAUUACGCUGACGACGCGCUGAGCGAUAAAGCGACAAACGAAACGCCAAAGAAAUAUGAAAAUAUUGCUGCGCCGCAGACUGAUUAUGACAAGCAUAAUAGUAAUAAUACAUUUAACAGUAAACGCACACCAAAGCGCGACAAUAUAAGCAACGCGCAAACUUUGCAAAUCAAUAAGCUAUUAAAUCUCAAUCAAAACUCUAAUGAUGACAAAGAAAUUGCUGCCGCUGACAGGACUGAUGUUGAAGGCGCGGCCGCGCAAACGUCUGGCAGUGUAAGUGUUGUUGCCAAGACUGCUGUUGCCGAUGGUGUGUCUGUUGGGCAACACGAUGAUGCGACAUUGACGACAAUUGCCAAAGUUUUAUCAAAGGCUUUUAGGGAUAAAAAUAAUGAAGUAGCAAAUUUGACAGGCGGCGACGCGCCAAACGCCGCGUGCGGAAAUGAUGCUGACGAAGCAAGCGCAACAAAAUGUGCGGGUGAGGCAACAAAGUCGCUUGAAGAAAACAAAAUUGAAGAUGAAGAGUAUACAAUUGCAGACGCGCUCACUCCACCAACAACAACAGCAACAGCAGCAGCGGCGCACACAGCUAUUGACCUUACAGCCAGCGACAUUCGUGAUAUAUUUGAUGGUGAUAUUGAUUAUGUUGAAGGUGACACGCAACGUGAAGUAAGCGUCCCGCAUGCAGAGUUUGUUAACAAAGUCAAAGGAAGAGAAGAACUUAUUUUUAAAGCAGCGUCUACAAUUAAUGAGAUAUCGAUUACAACGGACGCGACGGCAAGCGCUAAUGUAAUAAGUAUGCGCGCUGAGCCCAACGAAGGAACUACCGAAGAAGGCGCUGCCUAUAAGCAUGCAAAAAGCAAUUUGCGUUUACGUAAAGCGAACGAGCCGAGAUAUAUGAAAACGCUUAGAAAGCACUUUGGGCGCCCAAUUCACGCACCUGUACAACUAGCGCCAGCGGCAGUACAGUUUCUCGAUGUGGUUAUUGAUGAUGAUAGUCAAAUUGACAGACCACCAGUAGCCGAACGAGCACAACGUGCGGUGCAGGAAGUAGAGCGCGGCAAUAACGCUGACAUAGGCGCUGUGCAAUUUCGAGAAAACAACGCCAUAAGUAAUGACAAUAAAAUAGACGUUAAUGCGACUAAAAAAUUGCCAGAUAAUGUGAGUCAGUAUAUACGCUAUGCGAGCGCACAUGAAACUACUGCGCCACAACACGAAUUUGAUGAGGUAAAUAGUACUCAAAUCAAUCGUCAUAAUGGCGCAAGCGACAACGCGUUGAACGACGAUAGUGAAAGCGAUACCGACGUAGCUGCAACUGAUGAUAACAAUAAUGAGCGUGAUUUGGUUGACAGCUAUGAUGAUGUUGGGCAUGAUGCGCGGACACCAGCCACACCACUGGCCGCAGACACGUCAAGUGUCAUAAAAAUUGAUAAAUCCGAAAUGAAUGAGCAAAAAGCGGGGCAGCGCGCAGCAUAUGAUGAUGUGGAUGAUGUAGAUACACGCACGGAAGCAAGAGACGACGACUACGACGAAGCAUGGGAGUUGGGGCGCGCGGCGACUGAAAGUGAACUGAAAAUUAAGCUAAACGAAAGUCAAAUGCAAAAUGAACGGGCAGCAAUGAUUGAAAAACACAUAGCGUUAGUUGGCGUGGAUGCUGAAACAGCAACAACAACGACAAAACUAAUGAUAACAGCUGAUGAACGACAAACGAUGGAGAUAAAUGAGCGCGCGUCAGUGGCAAGGCAAAAAACUGUUGCAAGAAAGCAGCAACGGGAAGUAAAAGCAAGGAUUUCGGUAGAUUCGGGUUAUGAAAGUAAAAACGUUGGAGCCGUGGACGAUUUGCUGUCAUUAGAAAAUGUAGAAAAUGUUGAAAAUGUUGAAGAUGUUGGCGUAUCAACGGAGGAAGCAACUGACGUUGUAGCGGUAAAGACAACGUCAGUAACAGACCGCACACAAAUGAUAGCACAAAUGAGCGUUCAGCAAGCUGCUGAAACACACGCGGCACAAACAACCGAAAAACUGUACUACAAUUACGCAACUGAACCCGCAACUGCUGAAGUUCUAGCGCAUACAACAACAAUGCAACCAACACAUUUAAGUGGUAAUGGAAACAAUGCGUCAACAGUUGCUGAUGAUGAAAGCAACGCGGAAGACGAGCUGAUGCUUAAUGACGGUUUAAUGCCGCAGCACAACUACAAACACAACAACAAAGACGCUAGAAACCACAACGCGCCCGAGAACAUAAUGCAGCGCAAUCGUAAUUUCCAUACAAACGCCAAAGCUUACGCAGCCACUAAUGACUACCAGCAUUUCAUUGCCGAACCCAAUGCGGACGACAUUGAUAUUAUCAAAUUGGAGGAUACACGCUCGAGCGAGGAUGAAAUCUAUAAAACCAUAGACGGUGCGCCCGCAAAGCCGCCGAAGUACACGCAUGGCAAACGUAAAGAAAUCGUCACCAGUCGGCCGCCUAAAUACCCAGCGCAAGCAGAAAACGAAGUGCUCAAAGCAGGCGUAGCAAACAACGCGGUCAACAGCUACGCUGACAAAUUGCCAAACUUUCCGCUCAAAGCGCCCAUAGUGAGCGAAACAUACGAUGCGCCGGGUAAGCACAUACUCGUGAAUGUGACGAUCGCUACCGAAGGUGAUAGCAACUCUGUGUAUACGUUGCAUGUGGCCGUGCCGAUCGGCGGUCAAACGCACGAUGUGCAAGAGGUGUUAACACAUGAGCGCCUGAAAACGCCAGCGCACGAUGAAGAUGCGCCGCCACCAACGUAUGCACACGACACCGAGCAAGCGCCAAUCAGUCCUUAUUGCAUACCCGAGCCACCGCCACCUAUACCGGAAUGCCCUUGCAAGUGCGCGGAUUUCUUAAGUGCAACUGAAGUGCUUGACGCUGUUGACAACGAGGCACACUUUGUGCCAUUAGCGGAUAGUGUUGAUAACGCCGACGCUCCCACCGCUACCGCAACGACCACAGCGCCGCAAACUACCGACAAUUUCAUUCAUUUACCAUACACACCAGCAAUUGCUACAAGCACAACAACUAUGUUGACUAAUACCACUGAAGAUUCUCUCAUUUCAACAACUACCACUGCUACAUUUACUAAUUUGCUUGGUGUUGAUGCAGCGCAAGCUGUCAGUGUUGAUGAUCAUGUUGUUGUUGGUGAUGGCAGCAAAAUUGCAUGUCCUGAUGUUAUGCCUAUUCUGAUACUUGAAGGUGCGCGUACUUUCCCGGCACGCAGCUUCCCACCAGAUGGCACGACCUUUGGACAAAUCACACUGGGACAGAAACUAACCAAGGAGAUACAACCUUAUAGCUAUUGGAAUAUGCAGUUCUAUCAAUCGGAACCGGCUUAUGUGAAGUUCGAUUACACCAUACCGCGCGGCGCAUCGAUAGGUGUCUAUGGGCGUCGCAACGCAUUGCCAACACACACACAGUAUCACUUUAAGGAGGUGUUGAGCGGCUUUAGCGCCAGCACAAGGACAGCGCGCGCAGCACACUUAUCGAUAACGCGCGAGGUAACACGCUACAUGGAGCCCGGUCACUGGUUCGUCUCGCUCUACAACGAUGAUGGUGAUGCGCAAGAGGUCACCUUCUAUGCCGCCAUUGCCGAGGAUAUGACACAGAAUUGCCCGAACGGUUGCUCCGGCAAUGGCCAAUGCUUGCUCGGGCAUUGUCAAUGCAAUCCCGGCUUUGGUGGCGACGACUGCAGUGAGAGCGUUUGUCCAGUGCUGUGCUCGCAACAUGGCGAAUAUAUUAACGGCGAAUGUAUUUGUAAUCCCGGUUGGAAGGGUAAAGAGUGCUCGUUGCGUCACGAUGAGUGCGAAGUGGCCGAUUGCAAUGGACAUGGUCACUGCGUGAGCGGCAAGUGCCAGUGCAUGCGCGGCUAUAAGGGCAAAUUCUGUGAGGAAGUUGACUGUCCGCAUCCGAACUGCUCGGGUCAUGGCUUCUGCGCUGACGGCACUUGCAUCUGCAAGAAGGGCUGGAAGGGCACCGAUUGCGCCACCGUCGACAAGGACGCCUUGCAAUGCCUGCCAGAUUGCUCCAAUCACGGCAAUUUCGAUGUGGACACGCAGACCUGCACGUGCGAGCCAAAGUGGAGCGGCGAUGACUGCUCGAAGGAGCUAUGCGAUUUGGAUUGUGGACAGCAUGGACGCUGUGUCGGCGAUGCCUGCACUUGCGACACGGAAUGGGGUGGCGAAUAUUGCAACACCAAACUCUGCGAUACGCGCUGCAAUGAGCAUGGGCAAUGCAAGAAUGGCACCUGCCUGUGCGUGACCGGUUGGAAUGGCAAGCACUGCACUAUCGAAGGCUGUCCGAAUGGCUGUUCGGCGCAUGGACAGUGUCGCGUGAGCGGCGAGGGUCAGUGGGAGUGUCGCUGCUACGAGGGCUGGGAUGGUCCCGACUGCGGCAUAGCGCUCGAAUUGAAUUGUGGCGACAGCAAGGACAACGACAAGGAUGGUCUCGUCGACUGUGAGGAUCCCGAGUGCUGUGCCAGUCAUGUGUGCAAGACAUCGCAGCUGUGCGUAUCCGCGCCCAAGCCGAUUGAUGUCUUGCUGCGCAAGCAACCGCCGGCCAUUACCGCAUCCUUCUUCGAGCGCAUGAAAUUCCUGAUUGACGAGAGCAGCCUACAGAACUAUGCGAAACUCGAGACGUUCAAUGAAAGCAUUUUUUGGAAUUAUUUCAAUGCAAGCCGUUCGGCCGUUAUACGCGGUCGCGUAGUCACCUCGCUCGGCAUGGGUUUGGUGGGUGUACGCGUCUCCACCACGACACUGCUCGAAGGUUUCACGCUCACACGUGACGACGGUUGGUUCGAUCUGAUGGUAAAUGGCGGCGGCGCUGUUACGCUGCAAUUCGGCCGCUCACCAUUCCGGCCACAGUCACGCAUCGUACAAAUACCCUGGAACGAAGUGAUCAUCAUCGAUGUGGUGGUUAUGUCCAUGUCGGAGGAGAAGAAUUUGAUACCCAUACCGCAUACGUGUUUCUCACACGACUACGAUCUUAUGAAACCGGUUGUGUUGGCUUCGUGGAAGCAUGGUUUCCAAGGCGCUUGUCCUGAUCGUUCCGCCAUUUUGGCCGAGUCGCAAGUUAUACAGGAAUCACUACAAAUACCCGGCACUGGCUUGAAUUUGGUAUACCAUUCUUCACGCGCCGCCGGCUAUCUGUCGACCAUAAAGCUACAGCUAACACCAGAAACUAUACCAGAAACACUGCACCUGAUACAUCUGCGCAUAACUAUUGAGGGUAUACUGUUCGAGCGUGUUUUCGAAGCUGAUCCGGGCAUUAAAUUCACCUACGCCUGGAACCGCUUGAACAUCUACCGUCAACGUGUCUACGGUGUGACCACAGCGAUUGUCAAGGUUGGCUAUCAGUACAGCGAUUGCAAAGACAUCAUUUGGGAUAUACAAACCACCAAGUUGUCUGGCCACGACAUGUCUAUCUCCGAGGUGGGUGGUUGGAAUCUUGAUAUACACCACCGUUACAACUUCCAUGAAGGCAUACUGCAGAAGGGCGAUGGCUCCAAUAUCUACUUGAAGAAUAAGCCGCGUGUCAUACUCACCACCAUGGGUGAUGGCCAUCAACGUCCACUCGAAUGUAAUGAUUGCGAGGGCUUGGCAUACAAGCAACGUUUGCUGGCGCCUGUUGCUUUGGCCGCUUCACCUGAUGGCAGUUUGUAUGUCGGCGACUUCAACUACAUACGUCGCAUUAUGACCGAUGGCACCAUACGCACAGUGGUCAAGUUGAAUGCCACACGCGUCUCCUAUCGCUACCACAUGGCGCUAAGUCCACUGGACGGCACACUUUAUAUAUCCGAUCCGGAGUCACAUCAAAUCAUACGCGUACGCGACACUAAUGAUUACUCGCAACCGGAAAAGAACUGGGAACCCAUUGUCGGCUCCGGUGAGCGUUGUCUGCCAGGCGACGAGGCGCAUUGUGGUGACGGUGCUUUGGCGAAAGAUGCGAAGUUGGCCUAUCCCAAAGGCAUCGCCAUUUCCAGCGACAAUAUAUUAUACUUCGCUGAUGGCACAAAUAUCCGUAUGGUUGAUCGAGAUGGCAUCGUCACAACGCUGAUUGGCAAUCAUAUGCAUAAGUCACACUGGAAGCCCAUACCAUGCGAGGGCACACUAAAGCUGGAAGAGAUGCAUUUGCGUUGGCCUACCGAAUUGGCUGUUAGCCCCUUGGACAAUACACUACACAUCAUCGAUGAUCAUAUGAUUUUGCGCAUGACACCCGAUGGACGUGUGCGGGUCAUUUCCGGUCGCCCACUACAUUGUGCCACUACUUCAACCGUUUAUGAUUCCGAUUUGGCUACACAUGCCACGCUGGUGAUGCCACAAUCCAUAUCGUUUGGUCCCAUGGGUGAGCUCUAUGUGGCAGAGAGCGACUCACAACGCAUCAACCGUGUGCGCGUCAUUGGCACAGAUGGCCGUAUAGCACCUUUUGCCGGCGCAGAGUCGAAAUGCAAUUGCUUGGAACGCGGCUGCGAUUGUUUUGAGGCAGAGCACUUCUUGGCGACCAGUGCCAAAUUUAAUACUAUAGCGGCGCUUUCUGUUACACCCGAUGGUCAUGUGCAUAUUGCCGAUCAGGCCAAUUACCGCAUACGUUCGGUUAUGUCCAGUAUACCCGAAGCCAGUGCGUCACGCGAAUAUGAAAUCUAUGCGCCAGAUAUGCAAGAAAUAUAUAUCUUUAACCGUUUCGGUCAGCACGUCUCUACAAAGAAUAUUCUAACUGGCGAAACCACAUAUGUCUUCACUUAUAAUGUCAAUACUUCCAAUGGCAAACUGAGUACCGUGACUGAUGCGGCAGGCAAUAAGGUCUUUCUACUGCGCGACUACACCUCACAGGUGAACUCUAUUGAAAAUACGAAGGGACAGAAAUGUCGUCUACGCAUGACACGCAUGAAGAUGUUGCACGAACUGAGCACGCCGGACAACUACAAUGUGACAUUUGAAUACCACGGCCCAACCGGCUUGCUAAAGACCAAACUAGAUUCCACAGGCCGCUCUUAUGUCUACAACUACGAUGAGUUUGGCCGACUAACUUCGGCUGUUACGCCCACUGGUCGUGUCAUUGAUUUAGUAUUUGAUUUGAGCGUUAAAGGUGCACAAGUUAAGAUAUCUGAGAAUGCACAGAAGGAACAAUCGAUGCUAAUACAGGGUUCGACAGUUAUGGUGCGCAACGGUGCCGCUGAAUCGAAGACCUCUGUUGAAAUGGACGGUUCAAUGACAAGUCUAACGCCAUGGGGUCACACCGUACAAAUGGAAGUGGUACCGUACGCCAUUUUAGCUGAAAUCAACCCAGUGAUUGGUGAAAGCUAUCCUGUACCUGCCAAGCAGCGUACUGAAAUCGCUGGUGAUCUGGCUAAUCGCUUUGAGUGGCGCUACUUCGUGCGUCGCAUGCAGCAGGGUAAGCAAGGCAAAGGACCACGUCCAGUGUCACAAGUUGGACGCAAGCUGCGUGUGAAUGGCGAUAAUGUGCUUACACUCGAAUAUGACCGCGACGCGCAAUCCGUUGUUGUGCUCGUCGAUGAUAAACAAGAAUUAUUGAAUGUUACUUAUGACCGCACAGCACGUCCCGUGAGUUUCCGCCCACAAUCGGGUGACUAUGCUGAUGUCGACUUGGAAUACGAUCGCUUUGGUCGUUUAGUAAGCUGGAAGUGGGGUGUGCUACAAGAAGCUUACACCUUUGAUCGCAACGGACGCUUAAAUGAAAUCAAAUACGGCGAUGGCUCAUCCAUGGUUUAUGCCUUCAAAGACAUGUUCGGCUCGUUGCCAUUGAAGGUGACCACACCGCGGCGUUCUGACUACCUCUUGCAGUACGACGAUGCUGGCGCGCUACAAAGUUUGACAACGCCACGCGGCCAUAUACACUCAUUCUCACUACAAACCUCGCUCGGCUUCUUCAAAUACCAAUACUUCUCACCGAUCAACCGCCAUCCUUUCGAAAUACUAUAUAACGAUGAAGGACAGAUACUCGCCAAGAUACAUCCACACCAAUCCGGUAAGGUGGCGUUUGUACAUGAUUCCGCUGGUCGUUUGGAGACAAUUCUGGCUGGGCUAUCAAGCACGCACUACACUUAUCAGGAUACGACGAGCCUCAUCAAAUCAGUUGAAGUACAGGAACCGGGCUUCGAGUUACGCCGCGAGUUCAAGUAUCAUGCUGGUAUUCUCAAAGACGAAAAAGUACGCUUCGGCUCAAAGAACUCAUUAGCUUCCGCACACUACAAGUACUUCUAUGAUGGCAAUGCACGUCUGAGCAGCAUUGAGAUGUCCAUUGAUGACAAGGAGGUGCCCACAGCACGUUACAAGUACAGUCAAAACUUGGGACAGUUGGAAGUUGUGCAAGAUCUGAAGAUUACCCGUAAUGCUUUCAAUCGUACCGUUAUUCAAGACUCUGCUAAGCAAUUCUUCACGAUCAUCGAUUACGAUCAGCAUGGACGCGUAAAAAGUGUGCUUAUGAAUAUCAAGAGCUUCGACGUCUUCCGCCUUGAGUUGGACUAUGAUCUGCGAAAUCGCAUCAAAUCACAAAAGACAACAUUGGGACGUUCAACAUCAUUCGACAAGAUCAACUACAAUGCUGACGGACAUGUGACAGAAGUGCUCGGCACAAACAACUGGAAGUACUUGUACGAUGAGAAUGGCAACACUGUCGGCAUUGUGGAUCAAGGUGAGAAAAUUAAUCUCAGUUAUGAUAUUGGUGAUCGUGUCAUACAAGUUGGUGAGAUCGAGUUCAACAGUUAUGAUGCGCGCGGCUUUGUGGUGCGACGUGGUGAACAGAAGUACCGUUAUAACAAUCGCGGUCAGCUAAUACAUGCCUUCGAAAGAGAUCGCUUCCAAUCCUGGUACUAUUAUGAUGACCGCAGCCGUUUAAUAGCCUGGCACGAUAGCAAGGGUAACGUAACGCAGUACUACUACGCCAACCCGAAGACACCGAAAUUGCUGACACACGUACACUUCCCGAAAGUGGGCAAAACAUUGCGUUUCUUCUACGACGAUCGUGAUAUGCUAAUGGCAGUGGAAAACGGCGAUCAGCGUUACUACGUGGCCACCGAUCAGAAUGGUUCACCGCUAGCCUUCUUCGACCCGAACGGCAUCAUAAUCAAAGAUGUAAGGCGCACGCCAUUCGGCCGUAUCAUCAAGGAUACGAAUCCAGACUUCUUCAUACCGAUCGACUUCCAUGGUGGACUGCUAGAUCCCAACACUAAGUUAAUCUACACCGAAGGACGCCACUACGAUCCUACAGUUGGUCAGUGGAUGACACCAAAAUGGGAGACAUUGGCCACUGAAAUGUCCAAUCCAACUGACGUCUUCAUCUACCGCUACCACAACAACGAUCCCGUCAAUCCUAACAAACCGCAAAAUUAUAUGAUCGACUUGGAGUCUUGGCUGCAACUCUUCGGCUACGAUUUGCGUAGCAUGCAGAGCUCGAAGUACACCAAAGACGCGCAAUAUGUGCCACAAAUUUCGAUUAAAUCAAACACAUUGGCACCUGAAUUCGGAGUGAUUUCCGGUUUGGAAUGUAUCGUCGAGAAGACCAACGAGAAAUUCAGCGAUUUCGACUUUGUGCCGAAGCCACUGCUAAAGAUGGAACCGAAGAUGCGCAAUCUACUACCACGUAUUAGCUACCGACGUGGCGUCUUCGGCGAGGGUGUGCUGCUUUCACGCAUUGGCGGACGCGCUUUGGUCAGCGUCGUAGAUGGCUCGAAUAGCGUGGUGCAGGAUGUGGUAUCAUCGGUCUUCAACAAUUCCUACUUCCUCGAUCUGCACUUCAGCAUACACGAUCAAGAUGUAUUCUACUUUGUCAAAGACAAUGUGCUCAAGCUGCGCGAUGACAACGAAGAGCUGCGCCGACUCGGCGGCAUGUUCAACAUAUCAACACACGAAGUGACCGAUCAUGGCGGCACCGCCGCAAAGGAAUUGCGGCUGCAUGGCCCUGAUGCAGUGGUGAUAAUUAAAUACGGUGUUGAUCCCGAACAAGAGCGACAUCGCAUACUGAAACACGCGCACAAGCGUGCCGUCGAACGCGCUUGGGAGCUCGAGAAGCAGCUGGUGGCUGCCGGCUUCCAAGGACGCGGCGACUGGACUGAAGAGGAGAAAGAGGAGCUCGUGUCGCAUGGCGAUGUAGAUGGCUGGAUCGGCAUCGACAUACACAGCAUACACAAAUAUCCACAGCUGGCCGACGAUCCAGGCAAUGUAGCAUUCCAGCGUGACGCCAAACGCAAACGAAGAAAGAUCGGCAGCGCACACCGCGCAGCGAAAUCGCGCCGACAACAAUUAAGAGUCAUGGAUUUGAGUGCGUGAGUGGGCGAGGAGACGAGUGAAGAAGCAUACAAAAGUAGACGUGUAGCAGCAACUGUGACAAAAGUGAAUGAGCAACUCGAAAAUGGUGGGCGUGGUAAGGAUAAACGAAGUUAUGGUGUUGCCUAUGCUAGGCACGAAAGCUGGCUAGCAGACGCAAACGCAAACGAACUGAACACCAUAGAGACAACACUUUAUUUAGACAACAAUAACAGCAAUAGCAGCGGUGAUGAUGGUGAUGACGAAGACGACGACAACGACAACAACGGCGACGAUGAAGAUGAGGAUGACGAUGCGCCGCCGCAAAAUGUACGCGAACUCAUUGUUGCCAACGAAGCUAACCACAGCGGCAAUGAGGAGUACUACCAAGACGAAUACUAUUAUAAUAACAACUACUACGAUCAGCACUACUAUCGCAGAAAAGGCACAGAUACAGACGACUUAUAUUAAACAAACAAUACAACUACAUACAAAACAUAUAUGAAAAAAAAAAACUGAAAAGCAAAUUAAAUUUAAAGAAUUUAGUGGGUAUUAAAUUAAAAUA
This is a messenger RNA of Bactrocera dorsalis (oriental fruit fly), 14513 nucleotides long. RefSeq names its product teneurin-m (gene Ten-m). The transcript is spliced from 12 exons. The record is from RefSeq and is a predicted model, not a curated record. Gene Ontology annotation, biological process: motor neuron axon guidance. Bases 1613 to 13972 code for a protein of 4119 amino acids. NCBI's taxonomy places the organism in Eukaryota, Metazoa, Arthropoda, Insecta, Diptera, Tephritidae.